UAAAUAUGGAUACCCAACUUCCUCAUAUCAUAAUAUUGAAUCUCUCCGAUCCCAAAUAUUCUAUUUUUCUCUUCAAAAUCCCAGUGAACACCACCCAACACAAACCUAGUUUUUCUCAGUGCUCUACUGUGGUCAACUUUGUUCUUUAUAAUAUUUAUUCUCUUCCUCGACCUCUUCCAAUUCUUCCAUGGCUUCCGAUUCCAAUUCAAAUCUUAGAAUCACCAUUGAAAGCAAUCCUCCCGAGUCACGUCUAGCUGAAUUGAAUAUCAAGUGUUGGCCCAAAUGGGGUUGCUCUCCAGGGAAGUACCAAUUAAAGUUUGAUGCUGAAGAGACGUGCUAUUUGUUGAAAGGGAAGGUGAAGGCAUACCCAAAAGGGUCAUCAGAGUUUGUGGAGUUUGGUGUUGGAGACCUAGUGACCAUCCCAAAGGGACUCCAUUGCACUUGGGAUGUUUCAGUUGCUGUGGAUAAGCACUAUAAAUUUGAAUCAACACCAUCAUCUUCUUCUUAGCAUCAAUUAGCAUUGUAUAUUCUGAUUAAUUAGUUUAAUUAGCACCAUUAUUUGUUCCAAUUCUUUCACAGUUUCAUUAUUUAGUAUUUUGUGGAAGACAAAUGGGGUUGUUUGGUUGUGCUGGGAAUUGGGGAUUUUAGUCAAAGGAAGAACCAAUCAGUCAAAGGUAUAGCUUUAAAGAGUUAGAUAUUUGAUAGCUACAGCUUUUAAUGUUUC
This is a messenger RNA of Vigna angularis (adzuki bean), 724 nucleotides long. RefSeq lists its product as uncharacterized. The coding region runs from base 188 to 508 and encodes 106 amino acids. The record is from RefSeq and is a predicted model, not a curated record. NCBI's taxonomy places the organism in Eukaryota, Viridiplantae, Streptophyta, Magnoliopsida, Fabales, Fabaceae. The transcript is spliced from 2 exons.